ACCGAGGCACGGGGCUGGCCCCUGCUGCUGCUGGAGCCGGUUGUGGUGGGGCAAGGUCCCAGCCCACAGCACCCAUGGGUGCCCCGUGUCCCACCCGCUGACCCCCUCCUGUUGCUUUGCAGGGUCUUCAAGAAAGCCAGUCCCAACGGGAAGCUCACCGUCUACCUGGGCAAGAGGGACUUCGUGGACCACAUCGACGUGGUGGACCCCGUGGAUGGGGUGGUGCUGGUGGACCCCGAGUACCUGAAGGAGAGGAAAGUCUUCGUGACGCUGACCUGCGCCUUCCGCUAUGGGCGCGAGGACCUGGACGUGCUGGGGCUGACGUUCCGCAAGGACCUCUUUGUGGCCAACGCUCAGGCCUUCCCCCCCCUGCCCGAGGAGAAGAAGCCCCUGACGCGCCUGCAGGAGCGGCUCAUCAAGAAGCUGGGCGAGCACGCGUACCCCUUCACCUUCGAGAUCCCCCCCAACCUGCCCUGCUCCGUCACGCUGCAGCCAGGCCCCGAGGACACGGGGAAGGCCUGUGGGGUGGACUAUGAGGUCAAAGCUUUCUGUGCCGAGAACCUGGAGGAGAAGAUCCACAAGAGGAACUCGGUGCGCUUGGUCAUCCGGAAGGUGCAGUACGCGCCGGAGCGCCCCGGCCCCCAGCCCAUGGCAGAGACCACGCGGCAGUUCCUCAUGUCCGACAAACCCCUGCACCUCGAGGCCUCCCUGGACAAGGAGAUCUACUACCAUGGAGAGCCCAUCAGCGUCAACGUCCACGUCACCAACAACACCAACAAGACGGUGAAGAAGAUCAAGAUCUCAGUGCGCCAGUACGCGGACAUCUGCCUCUUCAACACCGCCCAGUACAAGUGCCCGGUGGCCGUGGAGGACGCGGAUGACAUGGUGGCCCCGAGCUCGACGUUCUGCAAGGUCUACACCCUGACCCCAUUCCUGGCCAACAACCGGGAGAAGCGGGGCCUGGCGCUGGACGGGAAGCUCAAGCACGAGGACACCAACCUGGCCUCCAGCACCCUGUUAAGAGAUGGAGCCAACAAGGAGAUCCUGGGCAUUAUUGUCUCCUACAAGGUGAAGGUGAAGCUGGUGGUGUCACGAGGAGGGCUGCUGGGAGACCUCGCCUCCAGCGACGUCGCAGUGGAGCUGCCCUUCACCCUGAUGCAUCCCAAACCCAAGGAGGAACCGGCACAUCGGGAUGUUCCAGAGAACGAAGCCCCCAUAGAUACGAACCUGAUAGAGCUGGACACAAACGACGACGACAUCGUCUUCGAAGACUUCGCCCGCCAGCGACUCAAGGGCAUGAAGGACGACAAGGAGGACGAGGAGGAGCGGACGAACUCCCCGCAGCUCAAUGACAGAUAAGCCCCCCCCACCCCGUGUCCCCACUGCCGCCGGGGGGGCACAUCCGGCUGCUUCUCCUUUUGUAUGAUGAUGGAGUUUGGUUUCUACCUGUACCGGAGGCUCCGGCUUCGCCCGCUGGUCACAGCAAUUAUAACCCUCCAGCUGUG
Pezoporus occidentalis (night parrot) is the source of this 1505-nucleotide messenger RNA. It is a transcript of the gene ARRB1, whose product is annotated as arrestin beta 1. Lineage: Eukaryota; Metazoa; Chordata; Aves; Psittaciformes; Psittacidae. The annotation marks the transcript as partial. Gene Ontology annotation, molecular function: G protein-coupled receptor binding. Gene Ontology annotation, cellular component: cytoplasmic vesicle; cytosol; plasma membrane. Gene Ontology annotation, biological process: positive regulation of ERK1 and ERK2 cascade; signal transduction; visual perception. The record is from RefSeq and is a predicted model, not a curated record. The transcript is spliced from 15 exons.